AUGGGCAAGUACUCAAAUGCUGAAGCUUUAUUCCUUAAUGAAGGAAUUUUUGAUCAUUCCCUGGGGGUGUUAACUUUUCAUCCUGAAACAUCUAAUGGUAAAAAACCAUUUAAAUAUUUCAGAAUGUGGAGUUAUUAUCCGACCUAUGAAGAGAAAGUUAAAGAAGUAUGGACACAACAAGUCUAUGGAACAAGGAUGUAUCAAGUAGUCACAAAGCUUAAAGCUAUGAAGGGAGUGCUAAAGGAGAUUAACAAGCAAGGUUUUUCUGAGCUUCAUGUUGCUAGAGCAAAGGCCAAAGAAGUGCUGGCUGUGUGUCAAAACAAGUUGCAAAUGGAACCCCAAAACCUGCUGCUACAUCAGGAGGAAUUAGAGGCUCGACAUCAAUUUUUAAAGGUGCAUAGUGACCUUUUAUCCAUGCUACAACAGAAAGCCAAGGUCUCUUGGGAUGGAACCCGAACUGAUCAGCCCGAACAGGUAACUGAUGCUUUUCUUUCCUAUUAUAAGAUGUUAUUGGGAAGCUCCAUGGAGAACAGGAAAAAAGUCAUCCGUAGUGUUGUUAAUGUGGGACCAAAAGUCACAAAUCAGCAAGCUGAAAUGCUGAUGGAGAAGUACUCGAAGGAGGAGUGCAAAGCUGCCUUAUUUGCAAUCCCGGGAAUCAAAGCGCCAGGUCCAGAUGGAUACUCGAGUUACUUUUUCCAAGAUAACUGGGAGUUGAUUGGGAAUGAAUUAUAUGAAGUUGUGGAAUCUUUUUUGUCAUCAGGAAAAUUUUUGAAAGAGAUAAACUCCACAGUUCUUACCCUUAUACCAAAAGUGAAGUGCCCGAACACAGUGAAAGACUUCAGAGGAUUACGCCAGGGGGAUCCCAUGUCUCCUCUCCUCUUUGUGCUGGGAAUGGAAUAUCUGUCUAGAAUUAUGCAAAGAAUUGGUUCUAAAGAAGAGUUUCGGUUUCAUGAAAGAUGUGAGGGGAUCAAACUAAAUCACUUAAGCUUCGCAGAUGACGUGCUCUUGUUCAGUAAGGGUGACUUCAAAAGUGUGUAUCUCAUGCUACAAGGAUUGAAGCUAUUCUCAUUAUCCUCAAGUUUGCAUCCUAAUCCUACCAAACCCGCUGUCUACUUUAGUGGAAUGCAUGACAAGGAAAUACAAUGA
This is a messenger RNA of Cannabis sativa, 1146 nucleotides long. RefSeq lists its product as uncharacterized. The transcript has 3 exons. Bases 1 to 1146 code for a protein of 381 amino acids. The record is from RefSeq and is a predicted model, not a curated record. Lineage: Eukaryota; Viridiplantae; Streptophyta; Magnoliopsida; Rosales; Cannabaceae.